Messenger RNA from Ailuropoda melanoleuca (giant panda), 626 nucleotides. Its product is annotated as translation initiation factor IF-2-like. The record is from RefSeq and is a predicted model, not a curated record. Bases 1 to 588 code for a protein of 195 amino acids. The transcript is spliced from 3 exons. Lineage: Eukaryota; Metazoa; Chordata; Mammalia; Carnivora; Ursidae.
AUGAAGGUAUUUGAAGUUGCUUCAGAGGCAAGGGCGGGACCCGCGGCUGCCGCGGUUGUCGUCCGCUCGCUGGCAGCGAGGUUCCCGCGGCCCGGUGACCUGGCCUCGGCGGGAGCAGCCACGACGGCGGCGACCUCGGGUGGGGGCCCGGGCAGCUCGCGGAGGGUCGGGGGCGGUCCCCGCGGCCUACAGCCGGCAACGCCGAGCCCGGAGGAGACAGCCGCAGGCGGGGGCGGGGGUUCUGGGCUGCCCCCUUCAGGCGCUGCGCCGGCCCGCGCCGCCACUCUCACGGCCCGGCGGCCCCUGCCCGCUGUGCGCUUCCUCUCCGUGCCUCAGGCCUCAGCCGGGACUCGGGGGGGCGCGGCGGGGCUCGGCACGCGACGGCCCCUGGGGAGCUGGGGUCCGGAGAGACCCGGCUUCACCUCCCGCCCGCCUAGGGCCGCGAGACCCUCGGGAGGCGCCUCCGCAAGGCCAGAGAGCGACGGGCGUCUUCCACUUCUCUUCUUGAGCCCGAGGAAUCUUCCGAUAAUUCUGCCGCCACGACUUGAACCGUGUGCGAGGCGAGCUCGAAACAAACAUCACAUCUAAAUUAAAAAAAAAAAAAAAAAAAAAAAAAAAAGCGGNCG